UUCAAUAUCUCGUUUGUUCGCUCGCUCGAUGAAUUCGCUCCGCAUAUACACACCAGCCAGACACGCACACAUAUAUUUGCACGUCCACAUCGUUCGAAAAUCACGAUUCCGAUCUACGUAUUCUCCUUUUCUUUUUUUUCUUCUCUGUUUUUCUGUUCUUUCCUUUGUCCGAACGACAACUUUUGCAAUGUGUUGCAACUGCUGAAAAGCAAGAUAUCUCGCGAGAUCCGUUCUCUCCUCUCCCCCCUUUGCUCCAAAGUUCUCACGCGCUCUCUUCAUUCCUGUCAUCGUCUGUUUCAACUGUCAUAGUCACUGCACUAACGCCAUCAACCCUUGGACGUUUUCCUUGUUUGCUUUUAGACGGUAAAUAAGAUUCGUUUGCUCGCUGCAUGGGAGGCAUUAAUUCGCGGAACAUGGAUAUCGAACACGAUCCAGGACUCGCUGCUGUCUUGCAGUAUUUAAUACGCAGCGGUCAAUUACAUAUCAUAUCUUCGGAUCACGAUGACUCGGAUGAGGAAUACGCCACGAAUUCACAGCCUCCAAGAAUUACGUCCUUACCAAAUACAUCCAGACUAGAUAAAAGUGAGAUAAGUCUUGCCACCAAGCAAGCAUGUGGAUUCGUAGACAAUGUCGACAAACGUAAUCUCUCUGUCACGUCGAUGAUACAAAGAAGAGCUCUAGGUCCUAGUUUCAGUACUGGCGAAAGAUGCAGAAUAAGUAGCAAUUUCUUGCCAAAUAAGAUGCAUCAAGUUGAUAAGUAUAGUACCAAAGCGUUUUGCGGUUCUUAUUCCACAGAUGGAAGAUUUUUCUUAACUGCCAGUCAAGACAAAUUUUUACGUCUUUACCGAACACACAAUGGAGACUUUGUACAAUUCAAAACCAUUCCUGCACGAGAUGUAGGUUGGAGCAUUCUGGACACAGCAUUUAGUCCCGAUGGCAAUUACAUUGUUUAUUCCAGCUGGUCAGAAUGUUUAUACUUGUGUCCCGUUUACGGAGAUUCGAGCGCGCAAGAAUCAUUGUCACUGUGUCCGGAGAAUCGACGAUUUUGCGUAUUUUCACUCGUGUUUUCUAGCGACGGUCGAGAAAUUUUAGGUGGAGCGAACGAUGGUUAUCUUUACGUCUAUGAUCGAGAGUGUCAUCAACGUGCUUUCAGAAUUGAAGGCCACGACAAUGAUGUAAAUACAGUUGCUUUUGCGGACAAUACUUCUCAGAUUCUAUACAGUGCCGGUGACGAUGGUCUUUGUAAAGUUUGGGACAGAAGAACUCUGAAUGAAAGCGAUCCUCACCCGGUUGGAGUAUUGGCUGGUCACAUGGAUGGUAUAACGUACAUCGAUCCACGUGGCGAUGGUCGUUAUUUAAUUACCAACAGUAAAGAUCAAACAAUCAAAUUGUGGGACGUGCGUGCAUUCUCUGACCACAAUGGCGAACAAAAUACACGUAAGGCCGUUGCAAAUCAAAACUGGGAUUACCGAUGGCAACGAGUACCAAAACGACUGCACAGAGCGAGAAAUAUGUUGGAAGGUGAUACUAGCAUUAUGACCUAUCGCGGUCACUCCGUUCUUCAAACUUUAAUACGUUGCCACUUUUCGCCUUCAUCUAUUACCGGCCAAAGAUAUAUCUAUACCGGAUGUGCUGCUGGACGAGUGAUAAUUUAUGAUGUCUUAACUGGUAGGAUAGUUAGUAGUUUAGUAGGACACAACGGAUGCGUACGCGAUGUUAGUUGGCAUCCAUUUCAUCAAGAAAUCGUCUCUACUUCUUGGGAUGGUGCAAUUGUUAGUUGGCGGUACGCUGGAAAGACUGCGCUUGAUAAUUCCGGCUUAGAAGAGAAAACUGACGCAGAGUCACCGCCGCGUACUUUAAGACGAAGUCAACGAAUAGCUGCUCAAAGAGCCAAGCACGCGGCCGCGUGUUGAGUCUUAUGGAUUUCAACCGGGAAACUGAAUGUUCUCGGGAGAAUUCAGUCUUUUCGUUCCUACGAGGAAAAAGUUAAUGAUGCCUAGAACGAUGUUUGCGGCAGAACAAUGUUUGCAUCGGUGAUUAGAUUUCAUCGAAAAAUUCAAGAGACUAACUUUUUCUACAAGACUGAGUUUUCAUUGAAUACACGCACCUCUACAAAAUCAGUGCUGCCAUCGGAUUGUUUUGAUUGCCGGUCGAAACCGUAUGCAUAUUCAUAAGACAAUAGACACGAGUACGAGAGAGCGUCGAUUAUGUAACUCAUUCUCGUGAAGUAACCGUAUUUCUUUUUAUUUGAUGUUCGACGGUCGCUUUCCUUUAUGUUAAAUCCAAAUGGAGGAAAAAAAAAACGGGGGCAUAAUAUAUACAUAUUAUUUUCUAUUCUACAGGGAAUAAUCGUAACGCGAUGAUCAAAUGAACACACACACACAUAUGUAUAUAUGUCUCUCUGUAUGUAUAUAUGUAUGUAUGUAUGUAUGUAUGUAUAUUAUUACCUAAAGUAACAAUCAAACUCAAAUUAAGAACGUAUCUUUGUUACGAAGCGAAGGUUUUUUUUUCCAUCUUUUUGUUUUUGUUUUGUUUCUUUUUCCUCUCCUCGGAUCACCCUUAUAUAUAAUCGUUAAAUAAUUUUAUUAGAAAUUUUAAAGGAAAAAUAUCUUCGAUUCGCGUUGUGUUACAAUAUUGCGCUAGUUGUAAGUUGUUAUUUCAAUCUUUGUUUUGCAAAAUAAGUUAUUAUUUAAUCAUAUUAUUUAAUAAUAAAAUACAGACGAAACUUAAUAUCUUUUAUUAUAAAGAAGAAAGUUCGACUUUUCCUCCAUGUGAUUCUUUUUUUGUAACGAAAACGUAAUUUUAUGAUUAACGAGAAAAUGAAAGCGACGAUAAACGGGAAUGAAGAACAUAACGUAAGAGGAAAGAUGGAGUGCAUUUGUGGCUUUACAACAUGUUUUCUUUCCAAAAUGACCAAGUGUGGAAAGAACGUUUUGUGUACAUUUUUCAGUGUAUUUUCAGUGUAUUUUAUUAGGUAUAUUUAAAUGUCGCGUACGAAUUUCCAAAAAUGUACAGAUAUACAUAAAUAUAUAGGAACAUAAUACAGACACUUUACACAAACGCUCACACAGACUUACACACACGCGCGUGUAUAUAUUUAUAUAUACAUACAUUAUGUUAUAUUAAACAUGUACUAAUAAAUUACUAGAAAAUAA
Messenger RNA from Frieseomelitta varia, 3155 nucleotides. RefSeq names its product DDB1- and CUL4-associated factor 11. Gene Ontology annotation, biological process: proteasome-mediated ubiquitin-dependent protein catabolic process. The coding region runs from base 390 to 1913 and encodes 507 amino acids. The transcript has 10 exons. Gene Ontology annotation, cellular component: Cul4-RING E3 ubiquitin ligase complex. Lineage: Eukaryota; Metazoa; Arthropoda; Insecta; Hymenoptera; Apidae. The record is from RefSeq and is a predicted model, not a curated record. Gene Ontology annotation, molecular function: protein binding.